GUUGCAGAUAUUUUUCAAAAACAUCUGACAUCUCAGAGGUAAAGUGAACGAAAGUGGACACUUAACAAGAACGAAAAGCUAUUUGUACAGUUGUUUGAUAUAAAGAAAAAUAAAUAAUUCAUGCAUAAUUUCUCUUCGACGAUCCAGAAAAACAGUAUUUAAUGAAUACCACCCACACAACAUCAAUGGAAUAUUUAAAUCAACUACCCGAAGCUUCCGAUCGACCCAUUGAAGCCAUUGAGAACGAUCGGGCUAGGAAAAAACCUCACGGUUGCUCUAUCUGCGGUAGAAGCUUCAGUUUCAAAAGUCACCUAACAGAACACUUUCGCAUUCAUACCGGAGAAAAACCCUCCAAAUGUGACUACUGUGGAAUGCGCUCCUAUACUGAACGCAGUCUUAAAAAACAUGUGCGACGACACACCGGUGAGCGGCCACAUGUUUGCGGAGAGUGUGGUAAAGGAUUCUUUCGCAAAGACCAAUUAACGGACCAUGAGAAAUGGCAUGAUAAACCCAAUCAGACCACCGAAAAAGACCUGUCUAGCAUAAAACUUCACGAUUGCGAUAUCUGUGGCAAAAGUUUUAGAUGUAAAAGUCACCUCAUGGUACACGUCCGCACUCAUACGGGAGAAAAACCCUUCGAAUGUGACCACUGUGGAAUGAAGUUCGUAGAUAACAGCAGGCUUAAUAUACAUGUGCGACAGCACACCGGCAAGCGGCCAUAUAUUUGCGAGGAGUGCGGUAAAGGGUUUCUGUUCAGGAGCCGAUUAACGAUCCACAAGAAAUGGCACAUCGACAAAAAACCUUUCAAGUGCGAUGUGUGUGGUCGAGGGUUAUCACAUCAAUCUGCACUCGCAGCCCACAAACGUAUUCACACAAAUCGAAAAGAGUACGAAUGUGACCUCUGCGGUAAACGAUUCAAUAAUAAGAGUUGUUUAAUCCAGCACAGUCGUAUACACACCGAAAAAAGACCGAAGUUCAAAUGCGAUUUGUGUGAGAAAUCGUUUUCAACACGCUUCGCGGCAAAACAGCAUCGACAGAUCCAUACCGGUGAGAAACCACACAAAUGCGAUGAAUGCGACAAACAAUUCAUUACUAGAAGCAAUUUAAACCAACAUAAACGAACUCACACCGGAGAACGGCCGUACGGAUGCCCAUUCUGCGGUAAGAUGUUUACCGGAAGUACCAGUUUGACGCGUCAUAUACGCAUCCACACGGGAGAAAGACCGUACAAAUGUGACAUCUGUGGAAAGGACUUUAUUGACAACUGUACAAUGGAAAAACAUCGACGCAUUCAUACGGGUGAGAAACCGUAGCAGUGAAAGGUAUGAGGAAAACGAUUUCACACCAGUAGCAAUCUAAUUAAGGACACUUCGGUUCAUGAAAAAACAAAAAUUAAUCCACGAAGCGGUAUGACCUCUAUUAUAUGAUAAGAUCAACACUAACACUCCUAUUCUCAGAAAGAAACAUUUCAAUGUGAUAGUCACUACGCCUUUUUUACUCAAAAUAUUAUUUGGCGUACAGCACUUGAGUGUACUGAAUACCUAAUACGAAAAAGUGAAAUUCUGUUACUCAGUUGAUCGUAAUGAUAUCGAUGUCUUCGUUUCUCAGGUGUAAGCAAAACAAAGCCUUGGUGCUACAUUCCGAUUUGAAACUUGACCUUCUGUUCAGUGCCUUAGAAUAUCGAUGUUUAUUCACGAGUAGAUGCAUUGAAUUGUUCUCAGUGUCAGCACAUUUAUUUUCUGAUGCAACUCAGUAACCUAUGCUCAUUGCGAAGUUGCAUGAAUAUCGUUUAUCAUAUCCAAUAACACAACAGUGGAAUGAAUAUCAUAGGCCUCGUCAUGAUAUUCAGAGAAGCUUCGGUGAUUAUCAAUCCAAGUAGUAAAAGUCUGUCUAGACGCUGUACACCUCGUACAGUAUAAAUUGUGGAAUUAGGUAAUUUUGAUAUUCACUAUUCAAAAAUGAUUUUCAUUUUUGACGAUCUAAAUAUUAACACGAGUGUCACGGUUUAUCCUGUCGGUGUUUAUCGGUUGCCUAGUAUCAUGAACAUCAUCGUUCGCAUGGGUCAAUAUAAAGAGGGCUGAAAAUCGCUGCUUUUGAAUAUCAUGACAGUGAAUAUUCCCAGCACUGCUUCUGUUUAUUAUACACAGACUUCGCAGUUAACUGUUUAGUGUGCAGGACAAUUGCGGGGCUAGCGCUACGAUCCUAAAGGCCUAGAGUUAAAGUUUGGCCGACGAUUUCCGUCGAUCUGGCAGCCAUUCUAAAAUUUCAAAGAACCAGCAACAUUGCAAAAAAUAAAAGUCAUUACAUGACUACUCGUAUUUUCAGUUUCAUAGUUUUUUGUUUCAGUUUGUUUAGUUGUGAAAAAAAAAAGAAGUACUGUUUUCUAUUCUGUUCAAAUCGACCAUCACGUAAUUUUGAAAGCAUAAGCUAUUUUCGAUUCCCCACUAAUAAAAAUUAUCGCCGAAAAUGGCUGAAAAUGUUAAUUACCGGAGGAUUUUUUAAUAACAGAAACGACAAGUCUCUGUAGCGUAAGUUUGGCGUUUUGAAAAUAUCAAUCCGAAUAAAAAAAAUGUUUUGCAGUUCCACUUUAACCACGAUGAUUUAUGCUUCGCGUCGGAGAAUGGAAAAGCACUAAAAGUUACCGGGACCUAUGUAUGAGUUUGUGGCUCAUUGAGACACCGGGUAAUAUGUCGAUUGAUUACGCUCACUCCAAACAAGCUACCCAAUGUCCGUUGAAAAUUCCAUGUAUCACCAACAGCCGCAGUAACUCAGAAUCUCAUCCAGUUGUCAACAGUGAGGAAAAACAGAAUUAAAAAUUAAUCAGAAGCAAAGAUCAGAAACAAUAGAAAGAAGGUCUAUGGCGUUAUGAUUUUUGUAACCAUUUAAAAAAUAAAAUAUCGUUAAGAUUUUUGGAAUUCAA
Wyeomyia smithii (pitcher-plant mosquito) is the source of this 2920-nucleotide messenger RNA. RefSeq names its product zinc finger protein 239-like. The coding region runs from base 162 to 1313 and encodes 383 amino acids. The transcript has 2 exons. NCBI's taxonomy places the organism in Eukaryota, Metazoa, Arthropoda, Insecta, Diptera, Culicidae. The record is from RefSeq and is a predicted model, not a curated record.